Messenger RNA from Rosa chinensis, 2558 nucleotides. RefSeq lists its product as uncharacterized. The coding region runs from base 1016 to 2305 and encodes 429 amino acids. The record is from RefSeq and is a predicted model, not a curated record. Lineage: Eukaryota; Viridiplantae; Streptophyta; Magnoliopsida; Rosales; Rosaceae. The transcript is spliced from 5 exons.
UGUGUUUCUAUAGUAGAGUUUCGUGCUAUUUCCCACUUCGAGAAAAAUCCAACACCCAACACAAUUGCUUUUAUUAAUAAUCUGAAUCCCCAUACAUUUUAUUAUUCAAAUCUUUCAUUACGUUUAAUUGUGUCGCAUUAAAAACCCAACCACAAUCUGGUUUUAUUGCUAAAAUGGUGAUCAGGAUACUUAUUGCUCACAGAUGUAAAGCAUUCACAUUAUUCCCAAACAGUUCCCUCCUCUCUCUCUCUCUCAGUCUCAUCCUUUGUUUCUCAGCACAGCUUGCUAUUUGGUUGUAGAGUUUUUGGUUGCAACCCCAAAUUUCUCUUCUUGAUGAAUUGAAAUUUGGGGGUUUGAGGGGUUUCAGGUUGCUCAAAGUGCAUUUGGAUCUUCUGGGUCUAAAAGUUUUCAUCUUUUCCAAGUGAUUUAGUUUCUGGGUCUUAAAGGGUUCACAUUUUUCAGUAUUGGGUUUCUUCUGGGACUUGUGGGGUUUAUGGGUGUGGUUACUUUACAGUGAGGUGGGUUUCAGCUGUGGAAUAGAGAAGAAAAUCUUGUGAAACUGUUUUGGGGUGUUGAUCAGUGUGUUGUGUGUGCUGCCUUGAGCUCUCAGGAGGUUCUGGUUUUUGGUGGCUUCUGGUUUAAUGCUACGAAAUGCUGGAGGAAUUUGCUGAACUUUGAGAAGUUUUGUGGGUUCUGAUCUCUCUCGAAGUUUUACUAAAGGUGAUUUCUUGAUCUGCUGUGAGUUCUAUGAAAAUCUUAGCUUCAGUACCUUGAGACUAAUUUACUUUCAUCAUCUCUACACUGCUUUUAGAAGUCAGUGCAUAUCUACUGGAAGGUCUUACAGAUCAUCCAUAUUGACCCUUGAUCCGAAAUGUGUUAUUUCUGGAGCAACUGUGUGUUCUAGGUAGGUCAAGUUACUAACUGUUCUGGUGUCAGUUUGGGGUUUAAGGAGUUAACUGAGAAAGAAGCGUGGGGGUAUAUAAGACCAGCCUAUUUGUUGAGGAAGUAGUUGAUUAUGGAUUUCUUCAAAGUUAAGAAGUUUAGAAAAGCUCACAAACCAGACCCAGAAAAUGAGUUGGAGGACAAUCCUGUGCCUGUGCCAGAGGAACCGAAGGAGAAUGGUGGUGAUGAAAAAGGCAAGGCCGUUAAUGUGGAUCCUAUAGCUGAAGCUGAUGAUGACGAUGAUGAUUUCAUAACAGAGGAAGUCAAGAGAAGGUUAAAAGAAUUGCGAAGGAAUAGUUUUAUGGUAUUGAUCCCGGAAGAAGAGUCAUGUGCUGAAGAGGAGGAGGAAGAAGAAGAGCAGGGAGAGACGAGCUCCAAUGAGUGGAGGGAUGUAGAAGCUGAGGGUCGGCAAUGGUGGUGUGGCUUUGGUGCUGUAUAUGACAAAUACUGUGAGAGGAUGUUGUUCUUUGAACGGAUGAGCACACAGCAGCUAAAGGAAGGUUGUCUGACAGGCAUCCAAACCCCUACAACUCCAUCACCAAGACCUGCAUCUAAGAAGCUUUCCUCUCCUUUUCGCUGUCUCUCUUUGAAGAAGAUUGAAGAACCUAAUGACGAGACUGAGCAUCUCCAGCAGCCAGAGAUUGACCCUUAUCAUGAUAUUGAGACAUCAUAUGUAGCUCAAGUUUGCUUGUCUUGGGAGGCACUGCACUGUCAAUACACUCAACUGAAUCAGCUAAUCUCAUGCCAACCUGAAAAUCCCACCCCCUACAACCACAGUGCUCAACAGUUUCAACAAUUUCAGGUUUUAUUACAAAGGUUUAUUGAAAAUGAACCUUUUGAGGAGGGUCUCAGGCCAGAAAUUUAUGCUCGCACGCAGAGAGUUCUGCCUAAACUACUCCGGGUCCCUAAUAUACAAGGUCCAAUUAAUAAAGGGAAAGAAGAAGAAGAAUCAGAUUCCUUGAUUCUUGCCCCUGAUCUGAUCAAGAUUAUUGAAACCUCGAUCCUCACAUUUCUACUUUUCCUGAAGAUGGACAAGAAAAAAACAAGUGCUGGUCUUAGCUUAUUUGGAAAUCAAAACCAUGCUACCCCACUUCAGCAGAUUCAAACUUCACUGGAUAAGAAAUGGAUGAAAUUAAAGGAACUUCGUAAAAAGAGGAAAAGUCGGAAGAAGUCAUGGCCGCAAUCACAAGAAGAUGUUCAGCUGUUGUUUAGCCUCACUGAUGCAAAGGUUUUGUCAAGGGUUCUCCGGAUGGGAAGAAUUAGUAAAGAGCAGCUAUUUUGGUGCGAGGAAAAGAUGAAAAAGCUAGAUUUGGUGGAUGGCAAGUUGUGGAGAGACCCCUCUCCCACCCUUUUCCCUUGUUAAUAUCUGCCAGGAAUGGUGACUAAGCAGCAUUGAUCUGUUUGAUGGUAAACUGCAGAUUUUAGCUCUUUCUCAUAUCUGUGUUUUCGUUUAUGUGCUCCAAGGAAUUUUAUCCUCUGGCGACUAAAUUUGCCAACUCUGUACACCUAGACUACUCUCUGUGUAUGAAUAUUAAGAGGAAUUUGCCUUUUGCCACUAAGACUAGUAGAGUCCAGUUUCACAUCUCACAAAUAGCCCUUUAAAUUCAUUUUCUGUC